This is a messenger RNA of Acipenser ruthenus (sterlet), 768 nucleotides long. Its product is annotated as histone H1-like. Gene Ontology annotation, molecular function: structural constituent of chromatin; DNA binding. The coding region runs from base 97 to 714 and encodes 205 amino acids. The record is from RefSeq and is a predicted model, not a curated record. Gene Ontology annotation, cellular component: nucleosome. Lineage: Eukaryota; Metazoa; Chordata; Actinopteri; Acipenseriformes; Acipenseridae. The transcript has a single exon. Gene Ontology annotation, biological process: nucleosome assembly.
GGAUAAGUUCCGCUCUCCGCCUUUCUGCUCGCAUUCUGUGACUCGCAGAACAGUUCAGCAUUACGUGUGAGUUUUCUCCGUGUUGAAAUAUUAGAAAUGGCAGAAACUGCUCCAGCACCAGCCGCUCCUGCUCCGGCUAAAGCUCCCAAGAAGAAAAGCGCAGCAAAGCCCAAGAAAUCGGGUCCCAGCGUGUCGGAGCUCAUCGUCAAGGCUGUGUCUGCCUCCAAGGAGCGCAGCGGGCUGUCUGUGGCGGCGCUCAAGAAGAUCCUGCAGGCCGGCGGCUAUGAUGUGGAGAAGAACAACUCCCUCGUCAAUAGAGCCCUCAAGAGCAUGGUGACCAAGGAGACCCUGCUACAGACCAAGGGCACCGGCGCCUCGGGCUCCUUCAAGCUCAACAAAAAAGCAGCUGAAGCCAAGGAGAAGGCGGCCAAGAAGAAGGCAGCUCCAAAGAAACCAGCGGCAAAGAAAGCGGUUGUCAAGAAAACAACGAAAAAUGUUUCGGCAAAGAAAGCAGCGACACCCAAGAAGACUCCUACAAAAGCGAAGAAACCGAAAGCUGUAAAGAAAGCGCCCAAGAGCCCGAAGAAAGCGGCUGCCAAGCCUAAAAAGGUCGUGAAGAAGAGCCCGAAGAAAGCGAAGGCAGCGCCUAAACCUAAAAAGGUGACCAAGGCAGCUAAACCCGCAGCGAAGAAGGCGGCUCCUAAAAAGAAGUGAUCAGUUAAAGCGACCAUGCGACAGUGAACCCAAAGGCUCUUUUCAGAGCCAAAA